AUGUCUUCUACUCUUGGGGAGCAGACCAUAGCCCCUUCACCAUUGAGCAGGCCCCGGCCCCCCGACGCUCAAUCCCACGUGUAUGAAAUCACCGAAAGCUCUCCCGACGCAUCUCAGUCUGACAGUCAGCCCGGCUCUGAAUAUUCUCACGGCUCGAAUGGCGAAGAUUACACCGGGCGUGAUUAUACACCACGAGUUACUUUCCAACAGUAUGAGGGAGACGUGACGACACCAAUCGCGGAACCAGAGCCUGGCAUUGAGCGCAUCGUCGUGACCACUCCGGUCCCUCCUCCACUAAAAAAGACCGGUAUCAAGAAAUCCAUUAUUGUCUACUAUGACAUCCCGGAAGGUUCAGUGGAGGGAACAGUUGAUCCCUCCACCUGGGGUAAAAACGGACCACCGAACACAAAUCAGCGCCCGUGGCUUGUGCAGUUCAAGUCGACGUUUUUAGUUUCCUGCAUUGCGAAUGCAAUGGGCUUUCAUGUUGAACUCGUUACGUUUGAGAAAGAAUAUGCAGAAAUGCUAGAUAAGCUCCAGCAAGAUCAAAGUUCUGAAAACGAACCAAAUAUACAAUUGCUACAAUAUCUCCUUGAGGUUAUCAGAGUCGAUCUUGGCUCCGUUUUGGAACUCCACCGCCAGGUCCUCGAAAGGAAAUUAGAGACUGUAUCGUUUGCAAAUAUCUGGUACUUGUUCCAGCCCGGCAGCAUUGUCUCGUGUAACGACCAAGGCCACGAGCAGCUCUAUGCUGUAUAUGAGGUGAUGAGUGAUCAAAAUCAGCAGGCAGUUAAUCCUUUCAGGCCACAAAAUUAUUCUUCCAGCUAUAGAAGGGUAAAAGCACCAAGAUUCACACAAACUUCCUACGAUGAUGUUUACAACUAUCGCCCCCGCAACCCUGACCACUCCUCCUUUGGUCAGUCCGAAUAUGCUCCCGAGAAUUAUUAUGCUGUUCCAGAAAACCUGCAGGAAGAUGCCGAAUACCCGCCAUUUAUUCUCAAAUGCUAUUACACAGUCUAUGACGGCUCCCUCAUCGGCCCCUCGUGUAAGGAUCUCUCGAUUCCGUACUUUUCCGGGCAAAAAGCGGUGCUUGACUUGCCAGUGUACCCUGUUGCUCUUCACCCAGAAGAGAAUGCCAUCCUGCAUCGAUUUCAGGAAAGGGGACUUAAAUUCCUCUCUUGGAAAGGUCAUCUGCACUAUGAGGGAUCAACACUGCCACCUCCUAAUCUACACCCUGGGAGCAUUGCUUUCUGGAGUGAAGAAGUAGACCAAGAAGUCUAUGCAGACUUUAAAACAGGCUAUCGGUUCAUGGACCACCAGCACAGACCAGUCAUGUCCAAACCAGCCGAGGGGCCUUACAUCGGCAUGACUAUCCGAACUGAAAAGCAGUUUGCCAGACUGGAAUCCCGUGCUGAAGUCCUCGAUCAACUUCGCGAAGCGUCUUUAGACAGGCAGCGAUCAAUUGAAUUUCUAAGAUCACAGCCUGUUGGUUGUCGCAUUGUAUCGAUGGAGAAGGCUCUAGAACUGAAAGGCUAUUUGCAACUACUACCAUAUCAAGUUCUGUGCUUCAUCUUUAGGAUGCGAGGUUGGCGUUACCUGGACGUUGAUUUGCUGCAACAAAUCGACAAAAGUGAAGCCGCCGCCAAAAGCGGAUUCGACGAUCUUGUCAUCCCCGACGCCUAUCGUGAUCUUCUCAUUUCUGUCAUCGAGAGUUACAGGCCGGAUCCCAAACUCCGUGGAGAAGCAAGUCGCCCCAAGAUUUCCUCGCAGAUGGAUAUUGUCCGGGGCAAAGGCCGAGGACUCAUCAUACUCCUUCACGGACCGCCCGGGGUCGGCAAGACGAGCACCGCAGAGACAAUCGCAGCCUAUACUAGACGCCCUUUGUACGUUCUAACAUCCGGCGAUAUCGGACUGACAUCCAGGGAUAUCGAGGCUAGUUUGUCGUACCACUUCAACUUAGCUAGCAACUGGGGUUGCAUAAUGCUCAUUGACGAAGCUGAUGUCUUUUUAAUGAAACGAGAUUGGCAUGACAUUGAGCGGAAUGCCUUGGUCUCAGUCUUCUUGAGGGUUCUAGAAUACUACUCUGGCAUUCUAUUUCUCACAACCAACAGAACCGGAGUAAUCGACGAAGCUUUCAAAUCUCGCAUGCACCUUUAUCUGCGGUACCCCUCAAUCGACCUUGACUCCACGAAGCUCAUAUGGGGCAAGCUUUUGGAUCGCAUAGCCCGCGAAAACAAAGAAAAUAAGAUCAGAAUUGAAUUCGACCGGUCGGCUCUUUUAAAGUAUGCAUCCGAUCAUUUCGAGAGCCACAAGGAGAAAAAGACAACCUGGAACGCACGACAGAUCCGCAACGCCUUCCAAACAGCCAUUGCGUUGUGUCAGUAUGACCGGGUGCACAUGCUGGAAGACAAUGGAUUGACGGAGGAGGAGGCAGAGGAGAGAGGAGGUCGUUUCAUGAGGGUGGAACUCAAGAGCGAGUAUUUUGAGAAGAUUGCGGAGAGCGCCAAGGACUUUUACACAUUUAUGGCUGGCUUGAAGGGAGGCACGGAUGACCAGAUGGCUUUGGAAGAGGGCCUGCGCGAUGACUCGUUCGAUCCAAGCGAACGAAUGGCUAAGAAGCCGUAUCAUGGGCUGCUCAGUCUGAGAGGGAAGCCGCCCCUGGAUCACAAUAGGACAAUGUAG
Messenger RNA from Clonostachys solani, 2676 nucleotides. The record is from the annotation of a GenBank genome assembly. Lineage: Eukaryota; Fungi; Ascomycota; Sordariomycetes; Hypocreales; Bionectriaceae.